Molecule: messenger RNA, 2604 nt
Organism: Esox lucius (northern pike)
Lineage: Eukaryota; Metazoa; Chordata; Actinopteri; Esociformes; Esocidae
Gene: ddx21
Product: DEAD (Asp-Glu-Ala-Asp) box helicase 21
Exons: 14
Coding region: 107-2407 (766 amino acids)
Molecular function (GO): ATP binding; RNA binding; RNA helicase activity
Source: RefSeq, a predicted model, not a curated record
UGAUUGUAAAGGGUCUAGCGCAACGCCACACGCUCGUGUCGUUCCUUUCAAUACUGUACCCGUAGGGUUAGCUAGUGUCCAUUGGAAAGGAAAACAACCGGAGGAGAUGCCAUCAAAGAUAAUUUUUGAAACCGAAGACAUCGGAAUGGAAAGUGAAAUGGACAUUAGUGCGGGCAGUACGACACCAAAAAAAAUAAAGGAGAAGAAGACCAAGGAGGGAAAGAAACCGAAGAAGCAGAAAACAGUUGAAGAGGAACCUGACUGUGAACCUCCUGCUCCCAAGAAGAAAAAGAAAGAAAAAGUGGAGAAAAUAAAAGAAGACCUAAACAAAUCCAUUGAGGUUAAUGGAAACCUCAAAUCACCUUUGAAAAACGAUACAUCCCAUUCUGAUGAGGAGUGUGCAGACAAAGCAACUGAGAAAAAGAAAAAAAAGAAAAAAAAGUUAGAUGAGGUUGUGAACGGUGUGUUGCCUGAGAUUCCCAAGCUGGUUCCACAAACUAAUGGACAUUCCCCCACGGUGACAACUUCAGCAGAGUCAAGUGAGGACACCAGCAGUGACAGUGAGAAACAAACCGAGACCCCAGAACAAAAAAGUGGAGCCUUCUCAAACUUCAGAAUCUCCCCCAACACCAUCAAACUACUUGAAGCACGCGGAAUAUCAUUCCUUUUUGAUAUUCAAACUCAAACCUUCAAUUCUGUGUAUGACGGAAAGGAUGUCAUUGGCCAAGCAAGAACAGGCACUGGCAAAACUUUAGCUUUUGCCAUUCCUCUAAUUGAGAAACUCCAAAAUGACCCUGAAGACAAGAAAAGGGGCAGAGCUCCAAAGGUUCUUUGCCUCGCUCCAACCAGGGAAUUGGCCAUUCAAGUAGCCAAGGAUUUCAAGGAUAUGACAAAGAAACUGUCAGUUACCUGUUUUUAUGGUGGCAGCUCUUACAACCCCCAACUUGAUGCAAUCCGAGGUGGCAUUGAUGUCCUAGUUGGAACUCCAGGUCGCAUCAAGGACCAUCUUCAGAAUAACAAACUCGACCUGUCUCAGUUGAAGCAUGUUGUGUUAGAUGAAGUGGACCAGAUGCUUGACAUGGGGUUUGCAGAACAGGUCGAGGAGAUACUUUCUGCGUCUUACCAAAAAGGCUUGGAAAGCAACCCCCAGACUCUGCUCUUCUCUGCUACAUGUCCGCCAUGGGUUUAUGAGGUGGCAAAGAAGUAUAUGAGGCCGAACUUUGAGCAUGUGGACCUCAUUGGAAAAAAGACCCAGAAAACAGCAACCACAGUGGAGCACCUUGCCAUUGCAUGCCACUGGUCCCAGAGGGCUGCUGUCAUUGGGGAUGUCGUUCAGGUGUACAGUGGCAGCCACGGCCGGACCAUUAUCUUCUGUGAGACCAAGAAGGAUGCCAAUGAGCUUUCGAUGAACGCCUCCAUAAAACAGAGUUCCCAGUCACUUCACGGAGAUAUUCCUCAGAAACAGCGGGAGAUCACUCUGAAAGGCUUCAGAAAUGGCACUUUCGAGGUAUUAGUCGCCACCAAUGUUGCCGCUCGUGGGUUGGACAUCCCAGAGGUUGACUUGGUCGUACAGUGCUCCCCCCCAAAGGAUGUGGAGUCCUACAUCCACCGUUCAGGUCGAACUGGUAGGGCUGGCAGGACCGGCAUCUGCAUCUGCUUCUACCAACGCAAAGAGGAGGAUCAGCUUCGGUGGGUGGAGCAGAAGGCAGGCAUCACAUUCAAGCGAGUUGGUGUGCCCACUGCCAAUGACAUCAUCAAAUCCUCCAGCCAAGACGCGGUGAGGUUUUUGGACUCCGUGCCCCCCCAAGCCAUCGAGUACUUCCGCGUGUCCGCCGCCAAGCUGAUUGAGGAGCGUGGGGCUGAGGAGGCCCUGGCCGCGGCUCUGGCACACAUAUCGGGGGCCACUGCCCUGGAGCAGAGGUCCCUCCUCAACUCGGACGCUGGCUACACCACAAUGACAAUGAACUGCUCACAGGAGCUGCAAAACAUCGGCGCUGCCUGGCGAGCUCUGAAGGAACAGCUGGGGGAGGAAACUGACAAUGUGAUUCGCGGGAUGACCUUCCUCAAGGGCAAAAUGGGAGUCUGUUUUGAUGUUCCGGCUGACAAAGUAAAGCAGUACCAAGAUGCCUGGCAGGAUGGUCGACGCUGGCAGCUGUCAAUCGCCACUGAGCUCCCCGAACUGGAGGAGAAACCACGCAUGGGCGGGGAUCGAGGAGACCGUGGACGCUUUGGCGGACGUGGCGGGGGAGGACGGGGAGGUGGUCGUGGCUUCCGAAGCGGCGGUGGUAGCGGUUUCCGAAGCGGCGGAGGUGGCGGUUUCCGAAGCGGCGGUGGUAGCGGCGGUGGCGGGAACUGGAGUGGUGGAGGCGGUCAAAAACGCAACUUCAACAGUGCAUUUAAUUAUUAACCAUCAACUUCCCAUUCUCUGGACUGAAGAGAUGUCUGUUUUCUGCGCCGCAAGUGUUGUUUUUUUACUGGCGUUUUGGGGGACUGACUCUUACCCAGUAUUCCCAAAAUAUGACUGCAAUUCAGUACCGAACUCUGUACUUGGUGAACCCAUUCAUUAGAAUGUUUUUUCAUUAAAGGUGAAAUGAGGAAAUGAAA